This is a messenger RNA of Syzygium oleosum, 2774 nucleotides long. RefSeq names its product protein NRT1/ PTR FAMILY 8.1-like. Lineage: Eukaryota; Viridiplantae; Streptophyta; Magnoliopsida; Myrtales; Myrtaceae. The transcript is spliced from 5 exons. Gene Ontology annotation, biological process: transmembrane transport; oligopeptide transport. Gene Ontology annotation, molecular function: transmembrane transporter activity. The coding region runs from base 607 to 2319 and encodes 570 amino acids. The record is from RefSeq and is a predicted model, not a curated record. Gene Ontology annotation, cellular component: membrane.
UUCCCAUUGACCUUGAGACGAUGACCACCUCGCAGAGCGUUUCAGUUUUUUUUCUGUUUUGCUGUUCUCUUUUCGGCGAGCUGUUCAGGCGAGAGUUGCAGGUCCUGUAAGCAAUGAGCUGCGCUGUUUGACGUCAGUCACGGUCAGUCAAAACUCGUGGGUUGAGUUCCCGGUUGUUGAGCUUUCAAGUUCUGUGAACACUCGUGUGUCGUUUCCAGCCACAUCUUGAGCUGAUCACUGUACUGUAAUUGUGUUGAACCAGCGGGAUGAGUUGUGUGGGCGCACUCUUGAUUAGCCAACUUUCCCGAUCAUAUGGAAGUUCCUUCACGCUGCAACUCUGAGAGAAUAUAGUAAAAGAUCUUCAUUAGUCCAAUCCACUAAUGUUUAGAAAGUCAAAUUAGUGCGUAUGAUCUUCAUCGUCCCUUUAUGUGGCCAUAAAUGCUAGUCACAAGCAUCGGGAGUAAGGGUGCUAAUAUCAAGCAAUUCGAGCUCGCUUGCUCGCUGGCCAAAGUGUGAUAUUGCCUGAAGACAUUAUAGCUUCCGCAACCAUCUGUCGAGAUUCCAAAUUGACACAAAUCAAAGCAGAGACGAGAAUCGCCAAAACCCAUGGGGGAAGAAGAUGUUUACACGAAAGAUGGAACGGUGGACUACAAAGGCAACCCUGCCAACAAAAAGAAAACUGGAACAUGGAAGGCCUGCCCCUUUAUUCUAGGCAAUGAAUGUUGUGAGAGGCUGGCAUACUAUGGCAUGAGCUCCAAUCUGGUGCUUUACUUCAAGAUCCGCUUACAUCAACACAGUACAACCGCUUCUAACAAUGUUACGAACUGGGGAGGAACGUGCUACAUCACUCCUUUGAUUGGAGCUUUUUUCGCCGAUGCCUAUCUAGGGAGAUAUUGGACUAUAGCAUGCUUCUCGAUUAUCUAUGUUCUUGGGAUGACACUGCUGACGCUCUCGGCAUCAGUCACGGGACUAAAGCCAACCUGUACAGGGAAAGAUAAUUGCCACGCUACGAAUAUCCAAAGCACAGUGUGCUUUAUAGCGCUCUAUCUCAUAGCCCUGGGGACUGGAGGGAUCAAGCCUUGUGUCUCAUCCUACGGAGCCGAUCAAUUUGAUGAUGCUGAUGAGGCUGAAAAGAAACGCAAGGGUUCUUUCUUCAACUGGUUUUAUUUCUCAAUCAAUAUAGGCGCACUCAUUGCGGGCUCUGUUUUGGUCUAUAUACAAGACAAUGUGGGUUGGGGAUUGGGUUUCGCCAUUCCAGCAGCUGCUAUGGCAAUUGCAGUAUGUACUUUCUUUUCGGGCACUCGCCUUUAUCGUAACCAAAAGCCUGGAGGGAGCCCCCUCACGCGUCUCUGUCAAGUGGUGGUGGCAUCCUUCAGAAAAUAUCGAGUGGAAGUACCGGCUGACAAGUCUCUCCUGUAUGAGACUGCGGACGCUGAGUCUGUAAUCAAAGGAAGCCGCAAGCUUGAUCAUACCCAAGAUUUGAGUUUCUUUGACAAAGCUGCUGUGGAAACACAAACAAAUCACAUUAAGGAACCCGUGAAUCCAUGGAGGCUGUGCACCGUCACCCAAGUGGAGGAGCUAAAGGCGAUCAUACGGCUGCUUCCUGUAUGGGCCACGGUAAUCGUCUUUUCCACUGUGUCCAACCAGAUGGGUACCUUGUUUGUUUUACAAGGCUAUACUAUGGACCCUCACGUUGGAAAAUCUAGCUUCAAAAUUCCAGCAGCCUCUCUCUCUAUCUUCGAUGUCCUCAGCGUCCUAUUCUGGGUCCCUGUAUACGACCGCAUCAUUGUUCCAGUGGCAAGGAGAUUCACGGGUCACAAAAGCGGUUUGACCCAACUGCAGAGAAUGGUGAUCGGCCUCCUCAUAUCCAUCUUCGCCAUGAUAUCGGCUGCAAUACUAGAGGUCGUUAGACUUAAGAUGGUAAGGAGGCAUGACUACUACAAUUACAAGUACGUACCGAUGUCGAUAUUCUGGCAGGUCCCCCAGUACUUCCUCAUCGGUUGUGCAGAAGUGUUCACGUUCAUUGGGCAAUUGGAGUUUUUCUACGAGCAAGCGCCCGAUGCCAUGAGGAGCAUGUGCUCCGCUCUCCAGCUCACGACAAAUGCGCUCGGAAGCUACUUGAGCUCGCUCCUUGUGACUAUCGUCACAGGUAUUAGUACAAGACACGGGAAGCUGGGAUGGAUACCGGACAAUUUGAACUACGGUCACCUCCAUUACUUCUUUUGGCUCUUGGCGGUCCUCAGCGUGCUCAACUUGGGAGCUUUUCUCUUGGUAGCAAGGUGGUACACGUAUAAGAGGGCGGUGGGGACGCUCCGCUGAAAGCGCUGAAAGUGCAGGUCUCUUCCAGCCUAAGAACUUGUUUCCACAAUGAUCUCGGUUUGUUUGCGACUUUAACAGAUGUCUUGGCCGGCACCUGUUUCGCUAGUUCAAGCUAGAGAAUAGCCUGCUUGAAGUACAUAGUUUCAACUUCGACCAAAAAAAAAAAAAAAGUACAUAGUUUCAACAGUCAAUAGAAUGGCAACAUCAGAUGGACACUGUGGCAUGGUAAUAGUAUCCCACACCAUCCUCCACAUGCAAGCUUAAUAAUGUAGAUGAUGUUCAUAAUUUAUAAUUCACUAAUUAGAGAUUAGUGAAGGAAAUUUCUUCCAAUCAUAGCUCUGAUUGAUGGAUUAGAAAUAUGGAUAUCAGUCCUAAAUUGUAACCCACCAAUCCAACACAUGUAUGGAGAAAAUUUCUUUCAAUUAAGGAUAGAGGGAAAUACAGCCGUUUAAAAA